Messenger RNA from Liolophura sinensis, 3984 nucleotides. RefSeq names its product solute carrier family 12 member 2-like. The record is from RefSeq and is a predicted model, not a curated record. Gene Ontology annotation, biological process: sodium ion transmembrane transport; chloride transmembrane transport; sodium ion homeostasis. The transcript has 23 exons. Gene Ontology annotation, cellular component: membrane. Bases 62 to 3370 code for a protein of 1102 amino acids. Gene Ontology annotation, molecular function: sodium:potassium:chloride symporter activity. NCBI's taxonomy places the organism in Eukaryota, Metazoa, Mollusca, Polyplacophora, Chitonida, Chitonidae.
UAAAACGGCGGACGCUCGGGGCUCAGCCUCCAAUCUCAGUGAUGUUGAAGAAAACGACGACAUGUGUUGCGCAGACGAUGAACAAAAAGGAGGCAAGUCUCGAUUUAAGGUAGAAUUCGUGGAUGAAUCUCGGAAGAAAGGACAGGUGAAUGGAUGGGAUUCACCACGCGAUGUCCAGAAAUCGUCAGGACAUGUGGCGCGCCAUGCGAUCGGCCGGGAGAGGAGAGAUAGCGGCCGCUCAGGGAAGGAGAGAUGGGACAACGGCAGGAGUGGAGACAGGAAAGUCUCAGAGCCCGACUCCCCUGUCUUGUCAGUCCGGUCGAUGAGUCCCACCAACACAUAUGUCGGUUACGACACUCACAACCUGAAGACUUUCGGACAUAACACCCACGAAGCUUUACCACAUGUUGACCACUACAGAAAUCUCUUGUCCUCAACAGCUACUCACGCGCUCAAAGCCAGGCCAACGCUAGAUGAACUGCAUGAAGAAAAGGAAGAUGGGGAGAAGCGCUUUCGAGAGCCCCUGUUGAUUGGAAAGGAUCGUUCUCACUCUGAUGCAAGCGUGCAGAUCUCCCCAGGGAAAAAAGGGUCCAGCGGAGCGGUCAAGUUUGGAUGGAUCAAAGGAGUCUUGAUACGAUGUCUGCUGAACAUCUGGGGUGUGAUGUUGUUCCUGCGGCUGUCCUGGGUGGUGGGACAGGCAGGGGUGGGGCUCUCCACUCUGGUCGUUCUCCUGUCCAGUUGUGUCACCACCAUCACUGCUCUCUCUAUGGCGGCCAUAUGUACCAAUGGAGAGGUCAAGGGAGGGGGAGCUUACUUUAUGAUAUCUCGCAGUCUCGGGCCGGAGUUUGGAGGAGCCAUUGGCCUGAUUUUCUCUGUGGCUAAUGCAGUUGCCGUAGCGAUGUAUGUAGUCGGAUUUGCCGAGACUGUGAGGGAUAUUUUGAAGGACAAUGACGCCUUGAUGGUGGAUGAGAUUCAUGACAUCCGUAUCAUCGGAGUGAUCACACUGGUUAUCUUGCUAGUCAUCGCCGUUGUGGGCAUGGAGUGGGAGGCAAGGGCCCAGCUUGGACUCCUGGCUAUCCUCAUUGUUGCCAUGGUGAACUUUGCUAUUGGGAGUUUCAUUCCUCCAUCAGAAAAGAAGAAAGCCCAAGGAUUUGUUGGAUACAAUGGGAUAGUUUUUCAACAGAAUUUACUGCCAGAUUUCCGUGAUGGGGAGUCGUUUUUCUCAGUGUUCAGCGUGUUUUUUCCAGCAGCCACCGGUAUAUUGGCUGGAGCCAACAUCUCUGGAGACCUCAGGGAUGCCCAAAGUGCUAUCCCUAAGGGGACGAUGUUAGCUAUUUUGAUCAGCUCUGUCAUAUACAUCCUGGUAGCCUGGAUGCUGGGUGCCUGCGCCCUGAGGGACGCCACAGGCUUUGUCCAUGUGCUUGACGUGGACAACUCCAGCCUGGUCAACUCGUCUUCCCAAGUAUACCAUUACACAAUCGACACCAUUGCCAACUGCUCCUUGGCUAAGAAGGGAGUCUGCAAGUUUGGUCUCUUGAAUAACUCUCAGGUGAUGGAGAUGAUUUCUGGAUUUGGUCCUCUUGUCACUGCAGGAAUCUUCGCAGCCACAUUGUCCUCAGCUUUAGCCAGCAUUAUGUCUGCUCCCAAAGUCUUCCAGGCUGUAUGUAAAGAUAAAAUCUUCCCUCAUAUACACGUGUUUGCUAAAGGAUAUGGCAAGAACAAUGAUCCUAGACUAGGCUACUUGUUGACGUUUUUUAUUGGUUUGGCUUUCGUUUUAAUAGGAUCAUUGAAUGAUAUUGCCCCCAUUAUUUCAAACUUCUUCUUGAUGUCGUAUUCUUUGAUAAAUUAUUCCUGUUUUGAUGCAUCCCUCGCCAAAUCCCCAGGUUGGAGACCAGCAUUUAAGUACUACUCCAAGUGGAUCAGUCUGCUGGGAGCAUUGCUCUGUCUGGCUGUCAUGUUUAUCAUCAACUGGUGGACAGCCCUAAUCACCUUUGCUGUCGUCAUGGCGCUCUAUGUCUAUGUUCAUUACACCAAACCAGAUGUGAACUGGGGCUCCUCCACCCAGGCUCAUGUUUACAGAAAUGCUCUGCAGUCUACCCUAAAACUCAUGUCCGUGGAAGAACAUGUGAAAAACUUCAGGCCACAGGUACUGGUGAUGACUGGCUACCCUCACAGCCGACCUGCCCUGGUUGAUUUUGCUGCAGAUAUCACCAAGAACAUCAGCCUCAUGGUCUGCGGACAUAUCUUAGAGGGCUCCCAGGCUGAGCACCAGAAUUCUCUGCGGGCCAGUUCCUCCUCAGCUAACAUCUGGCUUCACAAGAGGAAGAUCAAGGCUUUCUACACAGCCUCCUGUGCAGCAUCCUUGAGACAAGGCUCACAGAAUCUCAUGCAGUGUGUGGGAAUUGGAAAGAUGAGGCCGAAUACUUUACUGAUUGGUUUCAAGAACAACUGGAGGACAGACAGCCCACAGAGAGUAGCUGACUAUUUCCAUGUCAUACACGAUGCAUUUGACUUGCACCUGGGGGUUGGAAUUCUUCGGCUGCAAGAAGGUUUUGACUGUAACAUCAGCCUGGAAGACUCGGUCCCUGAAAUUGUGGAAGAGGAGUUAGUAUAUGAUGAGCCCUCUUUGACCCCCAACAUCACCCCUAGCAUGGAGAGGAAAGCAGUCAAAGGGGAUGUGGAUGUGACCUAUGAGCCUUCCACGGGUACUAACAGCGUGCACCUGUCUGUGAGCAGCGCACGCAAACCUGAACCCAUCAACAAGGACCUGCUGAAGGCUAUGAACCGCUUCCACAGGAAACAGAAGAAGGGCACGAUAGACGUCUGGUGGCUGUUUGAUGAUGGAGGGUUAACCCUUCUGAUACCGUACAUCCUCUCCACCAAAUCUCACUGGGCCAGCUGUAAGCUACGAGUGUUCACUGCCGGCUCGAAGAAGGGAGAGCUGGAUCGGGAACAGAGGCAGAUGGUGUCUCUGCUGAACAAGUUCAGGAUAGAUGUAACAGAUAUGGUAGUCAUCCCAGAUGUGGGCAAACCUCCAAGAGAAGACAGUAAGAAGGAGUUCAACAGUUUACUUCAGGGCUGGGUGGUAGAUGCAAGUCAAGGAGAAACUAAAGAUGCUUGUCCAUGGAAAACCACAGAAGAUGAACUCAUUCUGUUAAAAGACAAGACUAAUCGACAUAUUCGCCUGAAGGAGCUGCUGACAGAACAUUCGAGUGAUGCCUCACUGAUAGUCAUGACACUACCCAUGCCCAGGAAGGGCACCUGCUCCACAGCCCUCUACAUGGCCUGGGUGGACACCCUGACAAAAGACUUACCUCCAAUCCUUUUGCUCCGAGGCAACCAGACCAGUGUACUUACCUACUACUCUUGAUGGAAUGUACCGUUAUACCAUCAAGGGAUACAUGUAUGUCUAGACUUGAGUUUCAGUGUACCAUAUAGGGGAAUGUUUAGAUUCAUGGUGGGAUAUGCAGAGGGUAAUGCCUAGACUUGAUGGUACCUACAAUGUAAGGUAUAAACCCAUGUCUUAAUUCCUUUUGGAAUAUACCAUAGAGGACUAUAUCUAGAGUCUUGAUGGAAUAUAUAGUGUAAGGCUAUGUCUAGACUCGAAGUGGAAUGUCCCAGUUGCAUGUAAAGCAAUGUCUACACCCUUGGUGGCGUGCAGAGUAUUUUGUCUAGUCAAUGUCUAGGCUUGAUGGGAUGGGGUUAUGUCUAUAGUUUUGAUUUUAUGUACAGUAUACCCCAUUCUCUGUAGCAUAGAAGACUAUGUUUAGACGUUUUAUGGAAUGUAAGACAUACAUGUAGACAUUGUCUAGACUCUUGAUGGAAUGUAAGGUGAAAGGCAGUGUCUAGACUUGAUGGGAUGUACCUUAGAGGGGUAUAUCUAGACUUCUUAUGGAACAUAAGCCAUGCAUGUAGACAUUGUCUAGACCCUUGAUGGGAUGUAAGGUGUAAGGGGGUGUCUAGACUUGACGGGAUGUACCUUAG